Molecule: messenger RNA, 990 nt
Organism: Iphiclides podalirius (scarce swallowtail)
Lineage: Eukaryota; Metazoa; Arthropoda; Insecta; Lepidoptera; Papilionidae
Source: the annotation of a GenBank genome assembly
AUGUCUUACCAAGGAUCACCAUAUUCGGGCCCGGGUGACGAGUAUGAUUUUGAAGACGACGGGUACGACGACUUAGACGAAUAUAGGGAACAAGAAGACCCAUUACCACCAGCACCAGUCGACGAUAGUGAUGAAGACACAGAAGAAGCAAGUGAAACAGACAUACCUAACAAUGAUGAACCAGUAGAGAUUAAAGAACAGAUGUACCAAGACAAAUUGGUAAACCUUAAAAAGCAGCUACAACAAUUAGAAGAUGGCAUUCAUCCAGAAUUCUUAAGACGGAUCAAAAGAUUAGAACAUCAGCUUCAUGAGAGACUAAGGCUUAACAAGAUAUAUAAAGAUCACAUGCAUGAUGUGGUGGAGCGUGAAUAUGUAGCUGAAAAGAAAGCUGCAGCUAAGGAGUUUGAAGAAAAGAAGAUUGAACUAAGGGAGAACUUGCUUAAUGAUUUUGAGGAUAAGAGAAAGAUGAUUGAAAAUGAAAGGCAUAGUAUGGAGCUAAAUGGCGAUUCCAUGGAGAGUAAAAUUAUAUUUCGGUCCUGGAUUCGCGUGUCCAGCAUGUCCAGCUUUUGGUCCUUCGUGCCGGAUGCUGACGUCCAGUAUGGCGUUUCGCAGGUGAAGCCGGUGAUGAAGAGGAUACUGCGGCGGCGCGCCAACGAGCCGGCGCCGGCGCCCGAGAAGCGGCGCAAGCCGCUCGCCACCACGCUCACCUUCCAGCUGGACGAGCGCGACGUGGACGCGGACCUGCGCGCCAUCGCGCGCCACUCGCCCCACUCGCCGCCGCCGCAGAGGCACCACGCGCCCGCGCACACCGCCGCGCAGCCCAGGAAGCACCUCAACUCCAACAGCUGUGAGUCGGCGCCGCCGCUGGGCGCGCGUAUGACACACACACUAACACAGAAAGCAUUCACAUACUCACAUGUAAAAGUCGAGGCCCCACGCGCCCGCGCACAACUCCGCGCAGCCCAGGAAGCACCUCAACUCCAACAGCUG